Molecule: messenger RNA, 2313 nt
Organism: Durusdinium trenchii
Lineage: Eukaryota; Dinophyceae; Suessiales; Symbiodiniaceae
Source: the annotation of a GenBank genome assembly
AUGCAAGCGGUGAGCCUGCGGCCCCCACGCUGCCCUGCCGCCACAUGUGGUGCCUCUCUGUGUGGACUCGAAAGCUGGCUCUUGGUGGUUGCCUUCUUGGAAAGCUGCGAAGCUCUAAGCAAGGACUCCGCCGCCUUGGCUUCCGCCUCCAGCACCCUGGCGCGCACGCUGGGCGAUGAGGCGGCCUGGCGGGAGGCCGUCUUAGAAAGGGCCAGGUGCGCAGGUGCCGAAGAGCUGCGCUUCGAGGGAACCUGGCGACGUACUUUUCUGUGCAUUCACCAACGGGAAGCAGGCUGCUCGGCGACGACGCUCCAGUGGAGUUGUCGCUGUGGAGUGCUGUGGAGCUGUGCACCGCGGAAAAGAGCUGACCCAAAGGUCCUGAAGAAGGUGCGGAACUGGAUUGAGGGUGUGUCAGCUUGGGUGUGUCCUGAGCAGCCGUGCCAUUUCCAAGAGGUGCAGCUGGGCCACUUCUUCGCAGGAUGGCCAGGUGCCUGGACGCCGUGGCGCCUGCGCAAGACCUUCGGCCCCCGACGCUUCCGCGUGGCGCUGCCCGGCGCCGGCGAGGUCUAUCGGAUGGAGCUGGACCACUUUCUCCGCUAUGCCUUCGAAUCCUCGAUCAGCGAUUCCCAGCCGCCCCGCUGGGACGCCGAACCCUUGUAUCUCUUUGAUCCCAAGCCACCCUUGGCAUUGCGCCCCCUGCGGCAGCCCCAGCUCUCCACUCAGCUGGACCUGGCGCGGGAGAGAGGGUGCCCCGUCGCUGAAGCCUUGCGGAAGCUGGUCCGGGGAUGGCUGCUGAUUGGAGGCCCCGGCAGUGGGAGCCGUUUCCACGUGGACGCCUUCGGGACUGGAGCCUGGAGCGCCACGCUCUGCGGCGCCAAGCGCUGGGCACUCUAUCCGCCUGGCCGGCGGCCACCAGGGCUUCUUGACAUGGGUCCUGGACGCUUUGCCGCCCCCGCGCCGAUCUUCUGGUUUUCCGAGGUCCUGCCGCAGCUGAAGAGCCACGAACGACCCAUGGAGCUGGUGACCAAGGCAGGAGACCUGCUGUACAUCCCCCCCAACUGGUGGCAUUCGGUGCUGAAUCUCACCGUCACCGUGGCCUUCACCCGCAACGUGGCUUACGGCGAUCUGGCAGCUGAUCCGCUGCUUGGCUCACUCGCGGAAGCAAAAAGGAGUGGCCGUCACCGGUGCAAGAGCUCUGCAUACUUCCGGGAUCGCAAGGAUGCCAGCCGGGUGGUCCGGUAUCAGUCCUCCUGGCGAAGUUUCCGGAGAUCGGACGUCCCUCCCACCGAUCCUGGCGUGGUGCACAUGGCGUGGUCGGUGAUGCCUGAGAGCGGCGGUGCGGAGGGUUCCGGCCGGUGGCCGAAGCGGUGGCCGAACGGAGGUGCGGAGGAAAAGGUCUCCAUCCGACAAAUUGGGCAGGCGGUUCUGGCCUCCGGAGAGAAGGGGCAGGCACUCACCGUCGAGCGACAGGAAGCGCAAGCGACUGUCCUGACGAGUUGCUUGCCCUACUUGAUCAUCAUAUGCCUUAGUUCAUACGUGGUCGGUUUCGUGGCGAUCUUGGUCAUGGAUACAUGCUGGACACGUGUCAUCGAGUUGGACUACGGAGCUUUGGGCAUGAAUGUCGUCACCUUCAUUGGCAUCUUCAAAAAGGUCAUGAGUGACGCCAAGUUUCGUUCGAAGAUCUCUGACCAGCACUUGGCCCUGAUCUUCUACUUGCCUUGGAUUUGCAUCACUGCUCUUCAAAACUGGGGAUAUCGAUGUGGCCACGAGCUGUCUGAUGGAUACUUCUCUACAAGAUUGGUCUAUUUUAGCUUCAGGACCUUGAUGUCGAUUCCUUUGAUGUGCCCGCUCGAGUGUGCUUUCGGUGAAUUUAUUUGCUCGUGUAUUGUAACAAGUCAGACUGUUACUAUGGCCACCGUCUCCGAUAUCGCGAGUCCUGCGAGCAGACUAGGACUAGUGGGACUGGAGAUGUUCUUUCUUUGUUUGGUGGGUCUCGGUGCUUCUGCAUCCGCUCAGAGCUUGGUCGCCUGGAGUUUGACGAAUGCCAAAAGGGCCGAGGAGGCCAUGAGUGCCUUGGCAGCGGCGCGACAAGACCUCCUUGAGACUUGGCGACAACAGGUUGACCAGCCGCUGAUGGACCCUCGGCCGGGUGACCAGCUCUUCUACGACCUCAUGGCGACAACCCACCUGAAGGGUCAGAAUGGGCUGAGACAGAAGCGUGCGGCCAAGCCCAAGAUGCUCAUUGGAACGGGCCAAAGUUUGGAGCCCGACACCAUCAAGGACGUGCUCCUCUUCUUAAUGGCCAGAACAUAA